AUGUCUGGAAUGUCUGGAAUGUCUGGAAUGUCUGGAAUGUCUGGACUAGGAGGUCCCUCACACAAUCUUACCCUGAGAAGGCGAGAAUAACACUUCCCGGCCUGAUGAAAGACAUCAAAAGACUAAAAAUCGUUUCACUUCGUCAUUCUUCACUAUGUUAUCGUUCUCUGCCUUUUAAAUAUUUCGGCUUGUAUGAGACAUCGUUCUCCAGAGGAGGGAGGGGAGGAGACGAGGGCGGAUAACGAUAGCGGAUAUCUAAUCGCGAUAGUUUCAACGUCAAAAAGUUCCGCCACCUCUGGAUCUUUGAACUGGCCUUUGUUGCUUCUGAAUCCAAACUCCCUUUCAUUUCCUCCAUCUUUUAUCUAUUUGUCUCUACUAAAGCCCUGCAUGGUUGCAGUUCCGCCCUAAUGUCGUCUCUCGACAGUCUAUACAGACGAUCUCACAAUGGCGGAUGACUCGGGGGAAACUGGUACGAUGGCCAGCGCCAGCGAAGAUGACGAGCGAACUAUGGAGCUUUCUGCUCUCCAAGCAAUCUUUCCCGAGCUUAUUAUAGACGAGAAGAAACAAUUUACGGCCACUUUAGAGCUACCCGUUGCGCCUUCAGAGCCGGUUCCUAUUGUAUUUAAAGAUGUGUCCGAUAAAUCGCCCAUCGAAGCCGACAGACAGCCCCAGAUCCAUCGACUGAGCUACCUGCCCAACAUUCACAUUGGAAUUACCCUACCCGACGGCUACCCUGCUGAAAACCCUCCAGUCUUAGAGUUGUCUGCGACACCAAACUGGCUCCCUCGCGGGAAAAUACAGGAGCUGUUAGGGCAGUGCAAGGAGUUCUGGGAGGAUAUGGGGCAUGACCAGGUGCUAUACCUGUUCAUAGAUCACAUCCAAGACUCUGCUCUUGGGGCUUUUGGACUCCUCGACGGGGAAGAACAUCUACAACUAUCUCCUGACCUUGAGAUCGAACUUCUUGAUCAGGAUAAAUCCGCAAAGCAAGCGGAAUUUGAUAGACAAAGCUACAACUGCGGGAUCUGCCUGGAACCGAAACGAGGAACUACUUGUCACAAGUUGAAUGACUGUGGGCACGUCUUUUGCCGCCAGUGCCUGCAGGACUUCUAUAACAAUGCCAUUACCGAAGGCGAUCUCGACUCGGUCAAGUGCCUUGACCCGGGAUGUGCCAAAAGGCGCGAAGAGGAGUUGGCUAAAUCAGGGCGAAAACGAAAGCCGAAUGUUACGUUGCUACCGAGUGAGCUUCUUCUGAUCCCAUUGGAACACGACAUGGUUAAACGGUAUGUCACCAUGAGACACAAGAUCGAACUUGAGAAUGACAAGAGCACGGUAUACUGCCCAAGAAGUUUCUGCCAGGGAGCCGCACGAUCGAAAAAGCACACAAAGCCAAUAAUAACGCCAACCUUUGUAACAGCUACUGCCGACGAAGAGGCGGACGAAGAAUCUGAUGAUGAGCUGGCAACCAUUGACCCAACCAAGCCUCCAAACCGCGCCAACCUUCUCCGUGUUUGUGAAGAUUGUCUGUUUGCUUUUUGCAGUCGGUGCCUCCAGACUUGGCACGGGGAGUAUGUGCUGUGUGGGCCGCCACGGAAUACGAACGAGCUCAGCGCUGAGGACAAAGCUUCUCUGGAAUACAUCAAGUACCACACUACACCCUGCCCUACAUGUGCAGUGCCUGCACAGAAAACCCACGGAUGCAACCACAUGAUAUGCCAGCGGUGUGGUACUCACUUCUGUUACCUGUGCUCUAGCUGGUUGGAUGUGGGCAACCCAUACCAGCACUACAACACCGAGACAACAGGGUGUUAUCAACGGCUGUGGGAGCUCGAAGGUGGUGAUGGAAAUGAUGUCGGAUACAACUAUGCGGGCGGGGACCACCGUCCCGAUGAGGAUGAGUUUUCAGACGAUGGCUCUGAAGAUGACGGCCCCGGCCAUAUCGAUGGCCAAUUACAUAUGAUUGAGGGCAUGCGCCUUGAACCCCAACCUCUUAUAGCUGAGCCUGAACAAGACCCAAUCGCCGACGGGGCACAUGGAGGUGAUCCUGGAGACCCGCCACCGGCACAAAACGAUGGACCACUCGUCCUCCGUCUUGCCCUAGUUCCCCCGGGCCCUGCUCCUGCUCGUGCGCCUGCUCUUCGUGCAAGACAAGGACAACCAAAUCCUCAGGUAGCCCCUGGCCGCUUAGGCGGGCGCUUUGCCCGUGCCGCUGCACGUCGCGCGGCAGCCGAGGUCGAAGAAGCUGAAAGACGUCUCGGUGCACGCAAUGCGGCUUGGAAUAGACGUAUGGGUCGUGAUGCGCGACCUGAGCACGGAGGACCAGAUAUGUGAGGCAUGGUUUUGGGGCGCUUUUUAGUAGAUGAUUAUGGGUCUAUCAGUCAUGCAUUUCGUAGAGUGGGAUCAAUUACGGAGUUGACAUGGAGUUGACAUGGAGUUAAAACUCUAUGGUUAUGAGAAGUUUUUUAGGCGUUGCCGUAUUGCUUAGGGCACUAGCAGUAGAUAUUCAUAGAUAGAAAUGAAG
Messenger RNA from Pseudogymnoascus destructans, 2518 nucleotides. It is a transcript of the gene ITT1, whose product is annotated as translation termination inhibitor protein itt1. Lineage: Eukaryota; Fungi; Ascomycota; Leotiomycetes; Thelebolales; Thelebolaceae. The coding region runs from base 445 to 2328 and encodes 627 amino acids. Gene Ontology annotation, molecular function: ubiquitin protein ligase activity; zinc ion binding; ubiquitin conjugating enzyme binding. Gene Ontology annotation, cellular component: cytoplasm; ubiquitin ligase complex. Gene Ontology annotation, biological process: protein polyubiquitination; ubiquitin-dependent protein catabolic process; positive regulation of proteasomal ubiquitin-dependent protein catabolic process. The transcript has 2 exons. The record is from RefSeq and is a predicted model, not a curated record.